CAUGGAGCUUGCGCUUUCAAUCAUUUUUGUCACCAUAACCUACUAGAUGGCAGGUUUCAAGCAUGCUGCUCUGCAUUUCCUACAUACACUUUCUAUCCUCCUUUACAAUGUCCUAGUCUCCCAAGGCCUAGGACUUGUUAUUAAGGCAAUGGUGAUGGACCAAAAAUCAACAACCAUACUUGGAUAUGUAAUCAUGCUUAGCUUUGAAUUGAUAGGAGGAUACUAUGCGCAAGAUGUCCCUCCUUUCAUAGCAUGGAUAAAGUAUAGGUCCAUCACCUAUAACAGUUACAAAUUGUUAAUCGGGUCUCAAUUCAAGCCAAAUGAAACCUAUCCUUGUGGCGAUUAUGGGAAGGUUUGCUCAAUUGGAGAGUUUCCAUCAAUCAAGUUAAUGGGGCUAGAAGGACAAGCUCUUGCUAGCAUAGCUUUGGGUAUCAUGCUCGUGGGGUAUAGACUCAUUGCUUAUAUUGGCCUCAUGAGGAUCGAUGUGACCAAAAAAAUGCACUAGAUAUAGGUAACUCUUUUUCUCCUUUAAUCCUAUAAUGAGCAGAGAGUUUAGAAUGUGAAAUUUAAAUAACUUACUCCCUCUGUUCCUUUUUUAUUUUAAUGGAAUACAAUUUUUGGAUAAGG
This is a messenger RNA of Rubroshorea leprosula, 627 nucleotides long. Lineage: Eukaryota; Viridiplantae; Streptophyta; Magnoliopsida; Malvales; Dipterocarpaceae. The record is from the annotation of a GenBank genome assembly.